Molecule: messenger RNA, 1371 nt
Organism: Dracunculus medinensis (Guinea worm)
Lineage: Eukaryota; Metazoa; Nematoda; Chromadorea; Rhabditida; Dracunculidae
Source: the annotation of a GenBank genome assembly
AUGUGGACCGCUUUAUCAGAACUUUUAAUGGAGCGUAUGGAUGAUCUUAUUUAUGUGGAACUUUUAGUAAUUUCGUUUUUCUUUUCACUUCUUAUGCGAUUGUUUAAAUGUGGUUUGAUGCGAGAAUGCAGUAGUGCUAUAAUUGGAAUAUCACUAAUUUUCUAUAUUGCAAGAUGGCGUGUUUUUUACUCAUUAAUCAUAGUUUUUGGAAAUAUUUUUUUGCAUUCAGUAGUAAAAAAUCGGUAUUUACCGCUAAUAUCGUUUGUGACGACGUUUAUUUAUCUAGGAUUACUUCGCAUGAUUCAUUUGUUUGGUUUUCCUCCACUGGUUGCUCAUGUGAACGCCGUACAGUUAAUUAUAACUCUGAGGUUGGUUGGUCUUUCGUUUGAAAUUGAAGACGCGAGGAGAAAAGACACCAUUUGUUAUGAUACAAAUCACGUAAGAUUUAUUGUACAACCGUGUUGGUGGCAAACAUUCUUUUAUUCUUACAGUUUUGCCGGCUUAUUUACAGGCCCGUAUUACACGUAUGCUAUGCAUCGUGAUGUUGUGGAUAAUGAUAAUAUAAUGGAUGUUUCCGUUUUUGAACAUAUCAAAUGGCGCCUUCUUAUUUUAAUUUGGUCUUUACCUGCUUUCUUAAUUCUGGUUUAUGUGUUUCCUUUGCAGAUGUUACGAGAGAAACAAUUCUAUGACGAAACCAUAUUUUAUCGCAUUUACAUAAGUCUUCUCAUAUUUUUCUGGAUGCGAUGUCGUGUGUACAGUGCAUGGAUGGUUGCAGAAUCAAUUUGUAUUUUAAAUGGCAUUGGUUUGUAUCCAGAAGUAAGUGCUUCACGGGCUGGCCACGGACCUACAAAAUUAAAUGAAUUCAGAAAACAUAUGAACCAUAAAAUCAAAUACGAUACUGAAGCUGUUCGAAAUUUGGAUAUCUGGGAAAUCGAGUUGGAUCCAACUUUCCGUGGUGGCAUAAGAGCUUGGAAUCGAUCGGUCCAAUAUUGGCUCGCUACCUUUGUCUAUAAACGAGUUCCACGAGGUUUUGGAAUGUUGUUAACAAUGUCAGUAAGUGCUUUUUGGCAUGGUGUCCAUCCUGGUUAUUACCUUUCUUUUCUUACAAUUCCCUUAUGCACGUUCGCAGAGGAUUUACUUUUUUCGAUUGUCCCAGUUAAUUCGAAUGGUUGCCGACCAUUUUUCUUCAAUAUUUGCUGGUAUAUAAUACGUCAGUUGAGUUUCGCUUUUAUGGCUUCCGGAUUUUUAUUGUUAACUUGGACAGAUACUAUUCGAUAUUGGAAUUCAGUACACUUUUAUGUACACUGGUUCAUGGUAACCAUUAUAGUCUUCGCAUGGUCAUAUAAAACGUUGAUUUAUACAAGUUCGUAA